UAUUCUUUGAGGAAGAACAAAAUAAAUAACUACAAAUGAUAAGAGGCGCUACGCUGCAUCAGUGCCAAUUCAAGCUGUCACGCAACGCGGCUAUAAAGUCCUAUCUGCCUUCGGCGUUAGUGCGUUAAAUUCCUCCAUCGACGUGAAUUGACGACAAGCAUAUUGGGAAUAUUGGGAAAUCAACGUGGGAAGUCAUCAUAUUUAUAAAAAAAAAAAUUGCGGUUUAUUAUUGGUUGUAAAUAAAAAUUUUAAGAAUAAAUUUUAUGAUAUUCGAAAGCUAAUACAGCAGAGUAUUCACAAACACAGUUUUUACAGAAAACGGAAAAUUGAUUUUGUUGUAGCUUUUGAAGGAACGGGUUCUUCGGCUUUGGUGCACAUUGUUUGUCAGCAGGGGCAAAAGGUAGUUUUGCGUAAUUGGCUAAAACAAUAAAAUUUGUUGGCCAAAAUAUUGAACACUUUAUUAAGGUUUUAAAAGAACAGUGAAAACGGCAACUGUGUCCAUCUUGCAGUAAAAUGUCUAGCUUUCGCAAACGACAUGUUCAAAAACCUAUACCAGGGACAAGAACAAGUCCACAAACUGGGCAGAUAAUAACUUCUAGUGGCAAUCCCUCAUUUGAUGUAAUUGUAGGUGGUGGUUUACCUGUGGGAUCUGUCUGCCUAAUUGAAGAGGACAAAUAUGUUACAUUCUCAAAGGUCUUAUCAAAGUACUUCGUAGCCGAAGGAGUUGUUUCGGGGCAAUCAAUCUUAUUAGGAAGCUUAGACGAUGACCCGAAAGAAAUGAUGCUCAAAUUGCCGAAGCCACUCAACGAUGACGAAGAUGACAGUGAAAGGACUCCUGAAAAAGAGGAUUCCCCUAAAAACGGUUUACGCAUUGCCUGGCGUUACAAUGAUCUUCCACCUGUAAAUUCAGAGCAAACGCCUAGUAAAAUCGGCCACAAUUUUAAUUUAAUGGAAUACAUGGAUAAAAAUUUAUUAGACUUUGUUGAUACGCUAUUUUGGAAUGGAAAAGCCGAUUCAAACGAAGAUAAUGGCGACAAUUACGAUUUAAAAACUGAAAAUAUGUCAUUGGAAAAUGACUUCAAUUUGCCAUCUAAGGAAGAUAUAGAUCAAAAUACUACUAGUAGCAGUUGUGGGAAUAACACUAGUUGUAAAGAAGUUGAUUCGGAACAAGAAAGAAUGAAUGCUGCCGCUACUCUGCAGUCUAGAAGAACAACCAUAGGCAUUCAAAGUAUAACUAGCAAUACCGCUGAUAUUCAACAUAAAUCUACUACGUUAAAUGUGGAUAAUAAUAAUAUAGCACCGAAAAAGGAAAACGAAAGUGUUCAAAAAAUAUUUACUAACGCAAAAUAUCAGCGAUUCCUCAAUUUAAUUCAGUCUUUUGCUAAAGAGGAAAAAUUUACCACGAGUACAUUAGUCUACCGCAGCCUUUGUCGUAUUUGCAUAACAUCACUAGGUUCCCCUCUGUGGUACGAUGAGGAUUUCUCCAAAAAUAUUUUAAAAUUUUUAACAAUUUUAAAAGGAAUAGUCAGGAACUCUAUAUCAGUAUGUUUUAUUACAAUGCCAAUGAAUUUAAUCGCCAAAUGUGAUGCGACGCUUGUCCCGAAGAUACGAAAUCUGGUUGAUUAUGCAAUUGAACUAGAAUCCUUUAGCGGUUCAGAAUACGGGACAAAUCCUGGCUUCAAAGAGUACAACGGCCUUAUACACUUGCGCAAAAUUACAGCAGUUAACACACUCACUGCCUAUAUUCCGGAAACAUACGACUUAGCUUUCAAAUUGCGUCGAAAGAAGUUUGUAAUUGAAAAGCUUCACUUGCCCCCAGAUUUAGAGGAAAAUGAUUCAGAAAAUAGAAACAAAUUCAGUUGCCAUGCUAAUGUUCCAGCCAAUACUGGGUCAAUUGAUUUUUAAACAGAUAUUUCCUGAUAGAAGUGAAUGAGUUCUGAAUAUCCAUAUAUGCAUAUUGCUAGGGAUUUCUAUUUUGAAAAUGUUAUACAAUUAAAGCAUCAAACCUUUCGAAUCAUCAUCUAUAUACAAUGGUUAAAUUAGUAUGAAGAAUUAACAAAGUAACAGUUUAAAUUUCUUUUGUAAUGCUUCGAGAAGAACACUUAUGGAAUUUAGGUGUAACUCAAAUCCUUGAAUUCGAGUUAAAGAUAUAUAAAUAUGAAAUAAACGAAAUUUAAAUAUUUAUUUUAAAAGAGCUUGGA
Molecule: messenger RNA, 2201 nt
Organism: Ceratitis capitata (Mediterranean fruit fly)
Lineage: Eukaryota; Metazoa; Arthropoda; Insecta; Diptera; Tephritidae
Gene: Elp4
Product: putative elongator complex protein 4
Exons: 5
Coding region: 514-1905 (463 amino acids)
Biological process (GO): tRNA wobble uridine modification
Cellular component (GO): cytoplasm; transcription elongation factor complex; elongator holoenzyme complex
Source: RefSeq, a predicted model, not a curated record